Fusarium proliferatum ET1 is the source of this 1653-nucleotide messenger RNA. RefSeq names its product monooxygenase. Bases 1 to 1653 code for a protein of 550 amino acids. The transcript is spliced from 3 exons. The record is from RefSeq and is a predicted model, not a curated record. Gene Ontology annotation, molecular function: heme binding; monooxygenase activity; iron ion binding. NCBI's taxonomy places the organism in Eukaryota, Fungi, Ascomycota, Sordariomycetes, Hypocreales, Nectriaceae.
AUGUCCACAAAACAAUUUUAUCUUUCGGGCGAGUCGCCGUCAACAGCCAGAGAGGUUGAGCUGCCGCCCACUCUGGAAUUUGAGGAGCUCCAAAACAUUGUCGCAUCUCACUUUGCCAUCGUCAAGCCAAACGGUGUCGGCUUUGUUCACAAUGAUCGAAGACUCAACGCAGUAUCCGAAGUCUUGGAGAAAGAAGAGCCAAUUGCAGUCUCCAUUAAUGGCAAUGCUGUUCGAGACGUGCCUGGUCCUGCUGGCGUUCCAUACUUCGGUAACUACCUAGAGAUCUACCCCGAUCAUAUCGGCAACCACCAGCGACUAUUCGAAAAAUACGGACCGUUGUUCGUCACCAACAACAUGGGCAACCGACUUUACCAGACCAACAACGCCGAACUGUCCAACAUAUUCCUUGCCGAAGACCACUACUUCACAAAAGAGAUCGUCCCCGGCCAUCCCCUCCACCCAAUCAAGAACCAAGAAGCAGGAGUCUUUCUAGCCGACACCAACACAGAGCAAUGGCGUCUUGCUCAUAAAUUCCUCCCUCCUGCUCUUGGACCGAAAGCAGUUCGUCAUUACGCCCCAACAAUGCAGCGAACAGUGGAGCAGUCCUUCAAAGUCUUCGAUGAGCUCGAUGAAAAGGGCGAGGCGUGGAAUGUUUACCAGUACAUGCUGAAGCUUGGCUCCCAGGCAGUGGGUAAGCUUGUUCUAGGUAUGGAUUUUGCGCAUUUCGAGGAGGUGGACUCGCCGCUGCACGAGAUGGUCCUCAAGAUUGCGGAGAACCUGGAGCUGAAUAAGCGUGUGUCGUCGAUGGGGGCUUGGUAUGCCAAGAUGCCGUUUGGCGAUCCGAAGAAAAUGAGAGAUAUAAGCACUAGGAUCAUGGAGAUGAUGACGGAGUCGAUUGCUAGGGCUUCAAAGGGACAAGAGGAUCUGGAGCUACAGGAUGCAGCACUUAAAGCUGAGAAUGUUGUUGAUUAUUUUCUGCGUGCCAAGGACAACAAGGGAAACAAGCUUCCGCCGUCCCAAUUCGCCCCGACAUUGCUCGUAGCUACUGGCGCCGGCUUCACCACGACGUCAUCUUUGCUAUCCUGGUUGAUCUACAGUCUUGUAAAGUACCCGGGAAACCAAGAGCGUCUUCUUCAAGAACUCAUCGACAACGAUUGGGAUGACGAUACGCAUGUCACAGCCGAGACAACCAACAAGCUCAGCUUCCUAGAUAAGUUCAUCAAGGAAACACAGCGCCUGCACAAUCCCUCCUUUCAGCCCGGGCGCACCGCCAAGGUUGAUAUGAUUCUACCAGGCGGCUACAGACUUCCCAAAGGAGCAGUGGUGAUCUCAGCACUGCAUCACAUGCACAACAACAAGGACGUAUGGGAGAACCCUGGCCGCUUUGACCCCGAUCGCUGGGAUACAGAACAGGUCAAGAACCGACCUCCUGGCUCUUACAUCCCAUUCGCGACAGGUCCCAGAAUGUGUGUCGGGUUCAACUUUGCGUUACAGGAGAUCAAGGUGUUUUUACCGAAGCUUGUUUACCGAUACAAGUUCAGCUUGGCGCAGGAUGGGCCUGUUGACUAUGACCCGUACUUUCAGCUGAUUCGGCCGAAUAAUUUGUAUGUACAGGCGGAGAAGAGGGUGAAAUGGCCACCAAAGUCUGAGUAA